UAUAGGUAGGGAUAAAGUGACUAGACAACAGGAUAAUAAACAUUGCAGUUUUCAUAAUUGGUCUUAAAUAUUUUUAAAUCCAUAUUUUUUAAAUCUCAUAAAUAACUUAUCGCCUUUUCUUGUCAUAAUAUAAUUUAAUUCAAUGGCCAUUUUUAUCUUAUUAUUCAGCUAAUGAUAUUACAAUGUGUUUAAAUGCAGGCUUUUAUUUUGAAGGUUUCCUCAUUACCAUACAAAAGUGGAGUCUUUGUUUGUGCUGCUGGCAGAAUAGGACUGCUGUUGCCUGAAGAUAAGACCAUGGUAGAUCUAUGGAAGAAACAACAGAAACUGGACUCAUUUUUGAAGAAGAAUACACGUCCAAGUAACACUUCAAACAACCAGCAACAAACUCCUGACCAAUCUCCAGGAUCUGAUGCCAAGAGUUCUCAUCAGAGUAAAUCCUCUGGCAACCAGCCAGGAACAUCUAGCCAAUCUCAGGAUCCUGAUAUCAAGAAAGAAGCACAUGAUGAAAGCCAUUCCUUCCGAUACCGCUUCGAAUACAAACAAUACAGAGUUACAUGCCAUACUCAUGGAACGGUCCUGGGUGCACUGCGAACAAGUCCGGAGUUCGAGAACAUGACAAAGAMAAAACAGGGGAUGGAAAUUGUCAUCCAAAGAGAAAAAGAGCGAAGGGCAGCUGUCAGUACACAUUUCCCCUGCCAUUUAAUUGAUAACGAUGAGCUAGUGACAGUCAGCUUCAUCAGAGGUCCAAAAGGCAGUUCUUCAGAUACCCAGAGCCUUUCCAAACGGAGUAACCCCCCCCAAAAAAUACAACCUGACAAGUUGAUGACUUUCUGUGUUGAAACUGAGGGUGGACAAAAUAUUAAAACRAAAGUAAUGAAAAACCCAGAGCUAAAGAAGAAAGUGAAGUAU
Molecule: messenger RNA, 909 nt
Organism: Salvelinus sp. IW2-2015
Lineage: Eukaryota; Metazoa; Chordata; Actinopteri; Salmoniformes; Salmonidae
Source: RefSeq, a predicted model, not a curated record